This is a messenger RNA of Mytilus trossulus (common blue mussel), 801 nucleotides long. RefSeq lists its product as uncharacterized. Bases 79 to 801 code for a protein of 240 amino acids. The transcript has 3 exons. The record is from RefSeq and is a predicted model, not a curated record. Lineage: Eukaryota; Metazoa; Mollusca; Bivalvia; Mytilida; Mytilidae.
GCCAUUUUUGAGGAAUAUCAAGGAAGUCCUAUAUCUACAUCAAAGCAAUGUAUAACGGUUUGCAAAACUAAAGGCAAAAUGUACGCUGCGACAAAAAACACUGGAUGUGUGUGUUAUUGCUCGAAUCAACAACCAAGUACGGUAGCUAAUAAAAGUCUAGCGUAUUGCUUGCCCACUCCUACUUGUUCUCCGACAUCUACUAUAUGUGGUGGAACAGAUGAGACUAAAGUUCUUGUUUAUUCAAUAAAUGGUGGUACCACUGCAUAUUUUUCUACGCCAAUCAAGUCUACAGUAGUCACUGAUCAAAGCACAAUAUCACCAACAAGCAAACACAUUUCGAUAGUGACAACCACAUUGAAGCCAACUACAGUGCAAGUUACAUCUAAAUACUGGCCGUUGGCUUCCACGUCUCAUGAAACAUUGAGAGCCACUGUUGUAAAUUCAAGAGAUACAUCAACAGGUUGGAUUACGAAAAAUCAAGACACAGACACAACUUCUAUAGCUGCAUACAAAUCAAACCAAUGUCAAUGUUCCUGUAAGUUGAAAAGUAACAAAUGGUUUCAACUUGAAAAAAGUGUGUCAAGAGACAGAUUUCGAAUUAUUCUACAAAACUAUAUAUUUGAACUGCAGAAGAAUAUAACAGUGGAGGUAAAGGAAACCUCUUCUUACUGGAAUAAGAAAAGAUCAGCCCAAGACAAUAGAAAGUCAUGCUGUAUUAUGGGGUGGACUGCUUGUCUUAUACUAGCUUUUCCUUUUGCAUUAGUUUUAUUUUCCGAUCUAAUGAAUAUCUACCGACCUUAA